AUGUCUUCAAGAAGUAGUAUUACUAAACGCGGGACUCCUCGUCGCCGUAAAAUCGCGUUGGCUUGUGAAGCAUGCCGAGAGAAAAAAGUGCGUUGCGAUGGAGGGAAGCCGAUAUGCGGGCCCUGCGCUCGGCGAUCCUAUACGAUUGACAAGUGCGUGUACAAAAUCGAGAAUGCUCGUUCUGCGAGCAACGAUGCGUACCUCAGAAUUCUUCACGACCGGAUCCGAGAGCUAGAGGAAACAUGCGUUCAAAAUGGGGUUAUCAUUCCGCGAGAAUCAUCCCAGGGCGUUGAAGAGGACGACGGCAGGGAACCUAUUGAUUCUCAGGAGCCACAGCCAGCCCCAGAUGCUGUGGAUACAGAAUCAAGAACAUCUGCUGCAGUGGAAGGUCUACUAGGACUAGGCUCGACCGUGUCUCUGGAAAGACUCCGGCAACCUUCUCUGGCACCUAUCUCACCCCCAGCAGCUCCUCCACAGAGAACCCGGUCCUCCAUACGCUCCAUUCAACCAAACAGAAGGCAUUCCAAACAAGGAAAAGGCACUCAACUGGAAAAUUCGAGUUCGACGAAUGUCCACCCCUCCCCGUUGCUGAAUUCCCAUGGAAACGUCACUGCAAUGGGGGCAAUAUCCGCCGGGGAUGACGGCGAGUGCACUGAUUCUCCCAGAGAGCAAUAUUACGGGAACUCAUCAGUGGCUUCAUUUAUGCGCCUCGCCGGUGACUCGAUCCCCAUUCGUUCCUACCUGAAAGCUUUGAAGGGAGUGGAAGGGGAUACUUCAAGCACCUCUUACAGGGAUACGGGACUGUGGCGAGAUAUCAACUUUCCCACUAACGGUCUUCAAUUUGAUGAUUUUUCCCUACCUCCCCGGUCCUUGGCAGAUCAUCUUCUUGAAUGUUUCUGGAACCGCGUAUACUGUUUAUAUCCUUUCUUCCAUCGCCCGAGCUUUGAGCAGGCAUACGAAAACCUCUGGGGAUCUACCAAGUGGCCCAAACCCGAGUUGCCUGAACUUAAUAUCGGGAUUGGGGGAACGUUCGACUCUGGUCAUCAGUCCAUUGUCUUUCACUGUGCACUGAACGCUAUCUUCGGACUCGGCUGCCAUUUCUCUGACAUACCUGCUGCAGAACGGGAGGCAGCUGCAUACUCUUUCUUCCUUCGAGCCAAACGAUUCGUCGGUCUUGAUCUUCUGGAUACCGGUACAAUAGGCGCGGUCCAGACGCUUCUUAUUGUUUCACUACUUCUCCAGAGUACACCUUAUCCAAAUCGGUGCUGGAACGCCAUUGGUGUUGCUUGCCGGAUGGCCCUAGGAUUGGGUCUGCAUGAAACACCAACACAGUCAUCGAUAAAACCCCUUGAAAAAGAGAUCCGGCGCCGGACAUGGCAUGGAUGUGUUAUGAUGGAUUUGAUCGUGAGCAUGACUUAUGGUCGACCCAGUAUGACGUCUCACAUAUCUCCCGCACCACUUCCUGCGAUGUACCCUGAGUCCAAAUCAGACGACCCGUGCGAGCUUAGCGGGCAGCCUUGCGAUCAUCAACUUGGAUACAUGACGUUUUAUGUCUCUACGAUCGAGCUCUAUAAGAUUCUCGAGUCAAUUCUGUCGGACAUUUAUAAUGCCUGGCAGAGUCAUUCCAACAACCACCGCCCCAUCUCACUGAGAAAUUCCAGGCACAGCAGCCUGGAUGCUAUAAUGGAGCUUGAUGAUAAACUUUCUUCAUACGAAGCGAGCGUUCCUUCCAUCCUUAACUGGACAACCAGACACCCAUCAUACAAUUCUGGCGGCCAUCAAGGAUCGUUGUUCAAGCGCCAGCGGAACGUCCUUCGCGCGAGAUUCAUCCAUCUGCGUCUUCUUCUAUACCGACCUAUGUUCACACAGCUCUGCUCAGACGAACGAAUGGGCUUCGCACGACAGUCCGGCUCAGAUGCCAACAGAAGCAUCCCACGACAAGAAAAGAAUGUCAUAUACUCUUCCAUGUCUGUGAAUUGUGCCGCAGCCUGCGUGGCAACUGCCAUGGAGCUCAUCUCGCUCGUCUACGACACCUAUAGAACCUCAAUCACAGAUGCGUGGUGGUACAAUGGGUUUUAUGCAUCGACUGCUGGCUUCGUGCUGAUAAUGUCGUAUUCUUGUCGUUCCAUCCUUGAUCAGAUUAAUGCGCAUGCAGUAGAUGCGGCAUGGCAGAACUGUGAAGAAAUCCUAACCAACAUGGCGUCUUUCAGCCUGUCUGCCCGAAAUUCGUUGCAAUUUCUGCAAGUGACGCACCAAUACAUCAUGCAAAACUAUAGUGCAGUUUCUAGAACGGAGGAUGUCCCACCGUUAUCAGCCAGUCAGCUGCUGCAGAGAACGAGGCACCUUGCCGUUCCCACUCAACUUACAGAUCCUAUCUUAGAUGACGCGGGUUCCCACAACCCUGAGCAGAGCAAUGUCCCGAAUGUUAAUCCUUUCAUGAGCUGGGAUGAACUGGGCUUGGGGCAAGAGGAAUUUGGAUUCUUGGGAAGGUUCGACCUUCCCGAUCUUGCGAGCUGGUUCUCUGAAGUCCCAGAUACGCGUUGA
Molecule: messenger RNA, 2544 nt
Organism: Penicillium canariense
Lineage: Eukaryota; Fungi; Ascomycota; Eurotiomycetes; Eurotiales; Aspergillaceae
Exons: 5
Coding region: 1-2544 (847 amino acids)
Biological process (GO): positive regulation of transcription from RNA polymerase II promoter by galactose; DNA-templated transcription
Cellular component (GO): nucleus
Molecular function (GO): zinc ion binding; RNA polymerase II cis-regulatory region sequence-specific DNA binding; DNA-binding transcription factor activity, RNA polymerase II-specific
Source: RefSeq, a predicted model, not a curated record